AUUUUAGUUUGCACCAGUCCGACAGCUCACCAGCACUGUUAACCUGCUCAAAUGUCUAAAUAACUCCAGUUAAGCAGCUGAGAGCUAGCCCUGGAGGGCAGGGACUUCAGGAUGGGCUGCCCUGAAGUCCUAGCCUCUAUCUCGUUCGACUAUCUGUGGCUCUGCUGCUGCCUAUGGGAGUGCGUCGGUUGCGUGUCCCACCCCGAUAUAAGGGGGGUGUACGGGACCAGGUGGCACACAGCAGUGGCCAAGGCAAAGAGCAACAGCCUGGAGGACAGGAGGACCCCCAAGGAGGACAGGAGGACCCCACAGGAGUAUCAGCUUUACCGCACAGCACUGCAAAGCCCCGCCUCGCUUCCCCGGCCGGCCAUGUGGAAAGGUGCACUGCUGGCCACGUGCCUUCUGGUGGCCAGAGUCGGAGCCACCGACACUCACCCUGCCUAUGGGGUCAAACUGUGUGGGCGUGAGUUCAUCCGAGCCGUCAUCUUCACCUGUGGGGGUUCCCGCUGGAGGAGGGCUGUGAACACAGCGGAUGACAUUAUGGAAGACCAUUUUGGACCCCGCAGUGAGGCCUCGGACAGCUGGAGCCCAAAUGCCAUCCCGGGACUUCCUUACCAGCAGUUCCCUGCAGCAGAGACCCCCCGCUGGAGCUCCCGGAGCCGGCCGGUGCGAUCCCUCAUCUCGGAAGAGGUGCUGGAGGUGCUGCGCACCUCUGACCGCAAGGGUCGUGACGUGGUGGUCGGUCUCUCCAAUGCCUGCUGUAAGUGGGGCUGCAGCAAAAGUGAGAUCAGCUCCCUGUGCUGAGCACCGUGUUAUUCCAGCAGGGGGCGCCAAAGAACUGCCCAACCUUGGAGGUCACUUCCCUUCAGGGCCUCAUGGGGGCAGACUCCAAGUCCUUUGAUCUUGUACAGACUUGCCAUCCUCACAGUACUGUUGAUUCUCAUAAGGUUUGGUUGGCCUCAUUCUGCUCUGAACGAUGUUGUAGUUGUUAUAUGUAGAGUUUCAGAGUCACUCUAUAGAUUUUAAUAAAGCUCUUAUUUAAAUCGU
Brienomyrus brachyistius is the source of this 1047-nucleotide messenger RNA. It is a transcript of the gene rln3b, whose product is annotated as relaxin 3b. Lineage: Eukaryota; Metazoa; Chordata; Actinopteri; Osteoglossiformes; Mormyridae. Bases 112 to 804 code for a protein of 230 amino acids. Gene Ontology annotation, cellular component: extracellular region. The record is from RefSeq and is a predicted model, not a curated record. The transcript is spliced from 3 exons. Gene Ontology annotation, molecular function: hormone activity.